AUGCUCAGUGAACACACCUGGGAGGCUAUCGCCGCUGCGAAGAGGGAAGAGCUUCUCUCCUCCAUCCCGUCGGAAUGGAUUAUCCAACAAGAAAUCUCCCCUCCAGAAUCCCAGGCCGAUGUGACUAGCUUCCCUGAGAAAUCGGGAUGGUUCACAGCAGAUGAGUUGGAGAUUACCAGCUCAACAGCUUCCGAAAUCCUACAGAAAACCGCAACGGGCGUCUGGAGUGCGGAAGCUGUAACUCACGCAUUCUGUAAACGUGCUGCUGCCGCUCAUCAGCUGACAAACUGCCUCUUAGAAACCCUUUUCCCAGCGGCGUUGGAAAGCGCAAAAGCACUCGACGCUCACUUCGCUGCUACCGGCAAACCAGUCGGGCCUCUUCACGGUGUCCCAAUUUCCCUGAAAGACAACUUCGACAUUAUCGGCAAGGACUCGACAAUUGGCUUUACGGGCUGGGUCAAUGACCCGGCCACGUACAAUAGCAUCAUGACGGAUCUGCUGCGUGAGGCGGAAGCGGUCCUGUAUGUCAAGACCAACGUCCCGACAGCAACGAUGAUUGCCGAGACGGUAAAUAAUGUUUUUGGGCACACAUUGAAUCCGCGCCAUCGCCUAUUUACCUCCGGUGGUUCAUCUGGGGGUGAGUCAGCGUUGAUUGCGUUUGGGGGCAGUCCGUUGGGUGUUGGGACGGAUAUUGGCGGCUCUCUCCGCAUCCCCGCCGCCUGCACAGGCAUCUUCACGCUGCGCCCCUCCUUCGGCCGCUUCCCCAACUUCCUGACCAAAUCCGGACUGGCGGGACAGGAGUCCGUCCUGAGCGUCAACGGACCCAUGGCUACGACGCUAGAGUGCAUCAACUCUUCGCAUCCACCGUUGCUAACAGUGAGCCCUGGGUCCGGGAUCCAAAAUGCAUUCCAAUCCCUUGGGACUGUGGAGCCCAAGCAGCGACUGAAACUAGCAGUGUUGUGGGAUGAUGGUCUCGUGCGGCCAACUCCACGUGUCCUAACAGCACUGAAGGAAACAGUGGAGAAGUUGAGGAGUGCUGGACAUGAGGUUGUAGAUUGCUCUAAUCUCCCUACUUUUGCUAGGACCGCUUCUUUCUCUCAGACGGCGGAAAGACCGUGCAAGGAAUCCUUGCGGCCUCCAAAGAGCCCAUUUGACCUGAGAUGGACCUGUACGGCCAAGUCAAAGACGGCGGCGUUCAGACACUGUGGCAGCUCCACGUCGAGCGCAACAAGCUCCAGCAGGAGUACAUGGAGCGAUGGAAUGCAAUCGAGGCACGUCGGUUACACCGGCGUCUACAACAUCCUCGAUUAUUCGUGCCUAUCGUUCCCGUGCGGUGUCCACGUCGACGCCACCGUAGAUGUUCCCGCCGUCGAUGAGGUUGAACUCAGUAUAAUUGACGGCGAGGUGCAAAAGGAGUACAACCCCGCCGUCGUCCACGGGCAGCCUGUUAGUUUGCAGCUUGUAGGGCGUAGGCUAGAGGAGGAGAAGGUGGCGAUGAUGGGAGAAGUUAUUUCGAAGGCUCUCCAGGAAAAAAGCCCCGGGGGGGAUACGUUCCCGAAAUGCAAUGGCAAAUAG
Molecule: messenger RNA, 1575 nt
Organism: Paracoccidioides lutzii Pb01
Product: acetamidase
Exons: 7
Coding region: 1-1575 (524 amino acids)
Source: RefSeq, a predicted model, not a curated record